Orussus abietinus is the source of this 1410-nucleotide messenger RNA. Its product is annotated as putative methyltransferase C9orf114 homolog. The record is from RefSeq and is a predicted model, not a curated record. The coding region runs from base 151 to 1362 and encodes 403 amino acids. The transcript has a single exon. Lineage: Eukaryota; Metazoa; Arthropoda; Insecta; Hymenoptera; Orussidae.
GCACUUUAUGCUAUGUCUAUAUUCCUAUGGCUAUAUCGUAUGCAGUUCGCCCUCUUGGUCUCCAUCGCCUCCAUGGGGGUAUCAUUCCAGAGCAUUUCAAUUUGAUGUGUUUUAAUCUGAUUAAACAAAACAAGCCAAGCAGUGAAUAUAAUGCCUGCAAUUCGCCCAGCAAAGAAAUGGAAAGAACAUAACCGCGUUCGUAAGGAACUAAAGAAAAAGUGGAAAGAGGAGAGGUUAAUAAAAAAAGAGAAAAAAGAUGCCGCGGAAAAGCUUACAACUAAUGAAAAUGCAGUGCAAUUACAUAUGACCAAGAUUCAGCCUUCCACGGUUAGCAUCGCGGUACCUGGUUCCAUUUUGGACAAUGCUCAGUCACCAGAGUUGAGAACAUACCUGGCAGGCCAAAUUGCCCGUGCUGCUUGCAUUUAUAAAGUUGAUGAGGUUGUGGUGUUCGACGAUAAAGGGGAGAUUACGGAAGCAGAAAGAAAGAACGUGAGGAAAGACGAUACAUUGGGGGAAGGACGGCUUGGCUGCUUACAUUUAGCUAGGAUAUUGCAGUACCUAGAGUGUCCACAGUAUCUACGAAAGUAUUUCUUCCCUAUUCAUAAAGAUUUGCAGUAUGCAGGGGUAUUAAAUCCUUUGGAUGCACCGCACCAUGCGCGACAACAGGAUAAUGUUUUAUUUCGGGAAGGAGUGGUAACGAAUAAACCAGUAAAGCUUGGAAAAGGAUCUCAAGUCAAUGUAGGCUUGCUUAACGAAGUCCACAUUGAUAAGGUAUUGACACCUGGCCUGAGAGUAACUAUUAAAAUUCCAUUGGGACAAGAAAAUCCUAAGAAAUUAAAAGGAACCGUAGUACCACCAAAUAUGCCAAGAACAGAAAUGGGAAUAUAUUGGGGAUAUUCGGUCAGACUGGCCAGCAAUCUUACGAACGUAUUUACAAAAUGCCCUUACUCGCAAGGAUAUGAUUUGACAAUUGGUACAUCUGACAAAGGCACAUCGAUCGAUGACGUACCAUCUAGUAGCUUAAAAUAUAAUCAUGCGUUAAUAAUUUUUGGUGGAUUAGCUGGUUUAGAAGCAGCAGUAGAUGUUGAUCCACAUUUAAAUGUUGAUGAUACAUCUUUAGUGUUUGAUGAAUAUUUAAACACUUGUCCUUUGCAAGGAUCGAGAACUAUAAGAACAGAGGAAGCUGUCUUAAUGUCAUUAGCUGGAUUAAGAACUAAGUUACUACCGGAACAUCCUCCAUUACCCUGCGUACAAUUCAGUUGUACCGAAAAAUCAGUGGAGGAGGCAAGCAAAAUGAUAAAAUCUGUAAGUAAAACAUUUGAUCAUGAAGAAAUAAAAAGUUUCAAUGAUGUGUCCGAAUAAGCAUAUAUGAAUACUGAAAUAAAAUGAGAUGUAAUUUACGCAGAUAAA